ACUAGUCCCAGUCAUCAGAAGAAAUGGCAGACAACCAACCGAUCAAAUACUUAGACUCGGAGGCAGAGGGUGCUGUGCUCUGCCAAAGAUGCAAAAACGAAAAGGCGUUAUUGGUUUCUCGGAAGGAGCCUUUCUGCAAGAACUGUUUUAUACGAUUUAUCAGAGGCAAGCAGAGAAAGCAGAUGCAAGACGAUAAGUAUAAAGUGAAGUACGGAGCUUUGAUCGAAAAAUUGGGUGUGCAAAAAAUCCUCUUGACGUUAUCUGGCGGCCCAUCUUCUCUCGUUCUCUUGGAUGUCAUGGCAUCGUUGUUAAAGGAACAGUUCGAAGGUCACAAUGGAAAGCAGGGCUUCGAGUUGGUGGUAUUAAACAUAGAAGAGUUUGAAAUACAGGCAUUAAAUAAGAGGCUCGACCAGCUCUUGCCUCAGAUUUUGAGUCUCUACGCCCCCAUCAAAAUCACCUAUAAGGUCUUAUCAUUGAGCUCAUACAUCUUGGACCAAGAAAUGUUGGAGAAAAUUCUGAUCAACAAAGAAUUUACGGGAUUCAGCUCCCCAGCACCCAAAGCUGAACAUAGGCUUGAAGACUUGUUGGCAUUAUGCCCAAAUAAAUCCUCAGCGGAGGACUUGUUGACAAUUGUGUACGAUGAGCUCAUAUUGAGAACAGCCUAUAUCGAAUCUUGCCAGACGAUCCUUUACGGCCACAGCAUGACCAGAAUAGCAAACGAAAUCAUUGCCUUGACAUGCAAAGGAAGAGGUUCCACCAUUUAUAAGGCCGUGGCCGAUCACUCCAUUAAUUUCAGAGACAAUGAAUAUAAAAUACUCUUUCCCUUGAGAGACGUGCUUUACUCGGAAGUGUUGGCUUAUAGCAAGCUCAGUGGUCUCGAUGCUUAUAGAGUUGAGUCCACCAUCAAAAAGUCCAAAAUCACCAAGAACCUCACCAUCCGUGACUUGACCACUAACUACUUUGCUACGUUAGAUGCUACCGGGUAUGCAUCGACAGCAUCCACGGUGGUAAAGACUGGUGAAAAGUUGGGAGCUCCGAAAGAUAGUGUUAUAGCCCAUUGCCAGAUCUGUGGAGUGGAGAUUUAUCAGGACCCUAGAGGCUGGUUGAGAAAGAUCACCGUGAACGAGGCUGCUCCCAUCGACACUGAGGAAGAAAAGGAUUACGCCAAACAAUACGAAGCCACUUUUGGCACCGAAUAUAUUCCCGAUGAGCAGAAUCCGGUGCAUAUUUGCUACGGCUGUAUUGUGACGAUCGGAGGAGUCAAACAGGACGGUGGCUUCGUGUGGCCAGUCAAAAGAGGAGAAUACGAGGGGGAGAUCAAAAAUACCUACAUCAACUCCGAAGACCAGGCAGUGUUGGACGAGUAUAUUCUUACGGACGAUGAAGAGUAGAUGGUAAGAUGGUACUCUCUAUCAGAGAAUGUAAUCCGUUCUUUAUGGACGGUGGAUUGGCAAGCAAGCUCAUGUAUAAAUAAACCCCGGCUAAUAGUGGCCUUACGUAGUUGUAAUUCAAAUA
Molecule: messenger RNA, 1515 nt
Organism: Suhomyces tanzawaensis NRRL Y-17324
Lineage: Eukaryota; Fungi; Ascomycota; Pichiomycetes; Serinales; Debaryomycetaceae
Gene: NCS2
Product: Ncs2p
Exons: 1
Coding region: 24-1391 (455 amino acids)
Biological process (GO): tRNA wobble position uridine thiolation
Cellular component (GO): cytosol
Molecular function (GO): tRNA binding; sulfurtransferase activity
Source: RefSeq, a predicted model, not a curated record